Molecule: messenger RNA, 869 nt
Organism: Arabidopsis arenosa
Lineage: Eukaryota; Viridiplantae; Streptophyta; Magnoliopsida; Brassicales; Brassicaceae
Source: the annotation of a GenBank genome assembly
CUUCACAGAGUCUUCUCCUCUCCGUGAAGAACAAUGCUCUGUAUCAAAGCCGAAGCUCUUCAUGAAGAUCAAAACUUAGCUUCCUCUUCUUCUUCUCCCAGCACCGAUCGCAGCUUCGGAAAUACCACUUUUCGUCUUCCCAUCAAUUGGGGAAGCUCGAUCCGGAGGUAUUUGAAGAAGACUGGUACAUUCUCGAGAAGAUCUUACUCUUCUGGUGAUGGCUCUUUGUUUUUUCCUGAUCUUGAUGAAAGCAAGAUGCUUGAUCAAACUAGUAGUAGAUUUGAUGGAAAGACCAAACUAUGGUACAAAUGUGAGCUUGAACAAGAUAUUAAGAGAUUGCAGCAGCAAUUACAAGAGGAGAUUAACUUACGGUUAGCUCUAACUAGCGCAGUUGAGCAUUCUAGUUCGCCAUUUAUGGAUUCGCCUUGUGAACUUCCUGAUAAGGCACAAGAGCUUUUGGAUAGCUUAGCGAUACUGGAAAUCACGGUGUCAAAGCUUGAGCAAGAAUCAGUUUCCUUGAGGUAUCUACUUAGGCAAGAGAAAAACGAGCGGCGCCUCUCUGAGAUUCUACAAAAGAAGGCUCAUUAUUCUGCUCCCUCAAAGUUCACUAAUGCUCAAAAUUUCCCUAACAAGUUGGUGACAAGGAAAAGAGAGAGUAAACAAGUGGAUUCUUUGGAUAGUGAAGCUUCACAAGUAGAAUGAAGAAGCAAAGGGUGAUUAUAUGAUCUUAGGCAUAGCCAUAUUGGCUGAUCAACUCUAUGAGCAAACUCUUUCUCCUCUUGACGCAAAGAGUUUUGUAAGUUUCCUCAUCCCUUUGGUGCUAGAAUCGCCUUUCAAACUCACCAAGCUGGUCCCUGAGCAUCUCUUCA